UUGAGGAUAUAUUAAGAAUUUUCAAUAUCUGUUCGGCCUCAUGCUUUAAUUUUCAAUCUUUAUUAUGAUUAUACUAUAAAAACCAGUAGGUAAUAGUAAUAUGUUGAAGAGUAUUCGGUUUGUUUUCUUUGCGUAUGCAGAAUGACUACCGCACAUAAUUUCCGGAACAAAACAAAGAACGAAAAGACGGGUACGCACAAAACCCAUCAUACAAUGGCCCAAGAAGAGAUAUCAUCUCCCAUGACAGGCAUCUCAGAAAAUGAAGAAGAUGAUGAAGAUGAGGAUGGCUCAGACUUGGACCAAGAUGGUGCCUACAGGAAGAAUUCCCGUCAUGCCAUCACAGGGAGAGGGGUGACACUGGGGAUGUUACUGAAUGAUAGAAUAGUGGAGUCAGGGGAGGGACUGCUGUCCAUUGAUUAUUUGGGUAGAAAGUUCUCAGCAGACCUCCAGCCCAAUGGAAAAAUUUGGUGGCCAGAGGGCAAAAUGUCCUUCAACUCUCCCAGUGCUUGGGCCAUUCACUGCAAGAAGAUGGUCAAUCCAUCCAAGAAGUCGGGAUGUGGAUGGGCAUCGGUAAAAUAUAAAGGAAGGAAAUUGGAUGCCUGGAAGACAACUUGGUUUAGGAGACAAAAACCAAACAGUUUCCCAACACCCACCUUUAAUAAAGAGGAAUCUUCAGACGUAAAAGAUGAAGAAAAUGAGGAGAAUGGGACCGGACUUGAGGACCAAGAAUCAAAAGCUAAAACAAGGAAAACUAGUGAAGUAGACAAGACUGGAGAAGCAGAAGGAAGAAAAAUCUCAGUUAAACAUUCCUCAUUAGGAAAGAAGAGACAGAAUAAUGACCUUAACACCUUGGUUGAAUGUUCCACAUUUGCUGCCCAGGGGAGGAUCCAGCCAUUCACAAUUUCCAUUUCUUCAAACUGUCUUCUACUUUUGGAUUUCCACAGUCACUUGACCUGUAGUGAGAUAGUCGGCUACCUUGGAGGGAGAUGGGACCCAGUCAGCCAGCACAUGAGUGUCCAGCAAGCAUUCCCAUGUCGCUGUAGAUUGGGAGACCAGGAAAAUGCCAGUAAAGUGGAAAAUGAGAUUCGUCAGAACAUGGACCAUCGAGAUUUAAUGUUGGUGGGUUGGUACCACAGCCACACCACAUUCCAGGCUGACCCAUCCCUCAGAGAUGUGGAGAGCCAGCUCAACUAUCAGCUCCAGUUGAAGGGAUCAGGAAACUCCUACCAGCCUUGCCUUGGCAUCAUUGCUUCUGCAUAUGAUGUACACCAUUCAAGAAAAGAUACUAUAAUCAAUGCAUUUUGGGUGGCGCCCCCACCAGAGAACAAAAUGGAUGACUAUGGCAUGCCGAUGUCCAUGAAUUAUAGCAUCUCACAGGACACUUACAUCACACAAGAUAUUGUUAAUGAAUUGAAAAUGUUGGUGGACUAUUACCAAGAUAAACCAGAUAUGAUCAACUUCAGGGAGUUCUGGCUGCAUCAAACGACAUAUGCAGACAAACUGAAAUUAUCCAUGGCUAGGAAGUUUCCAAAAGACCAAUCAGAUGGAAGAUUCCUUGAGUACAUUGACAAUCUUCUUCUCAGAUAACUUGCAUUAUCAGACUACAAUAAUCUCAUGCACAUAACCAGUGAGAUGUGACUACUGAUAUUUUUAUAUUUAAGAAGAGAUAUCUCUUGUCACUAUUUCAGCCUCUAUGAACUUUCCUUGUUAGCACCAUAAAAAGUAAACAUUUUUCUCAAAUUCAUAAAAAUGUUAAGAAUUUAAACAACUUUGUCUGAAAACCAGCCUGUUUUAAGGACUCUAGGGAACAAUUUUUGAAUUUGUUACACACACCUGAAAGUAUGUCCUACCCUUGUGAAUAAACAAAAAACCAAAAAUGAUGUGGUUGUACACCUUUGUUUACAUGAAAAAAAUUGUAUAAAAACAACUGGAACUCCUCUUCAUAAGCACCCCCAUUUUAAGCUCAAGUCAAUCACAUAAUACAGUGUACCUCAGCAGUGUGUAAUGUUAAUCUGCCCUUAUGCCUACUGCUAAAGUAGGUGAGGAAAUAAAUAAGGGAGCAAAACAUCUCUUGGCAAAAGGAUUUUUUAUUCGGAUUUCCAUUGCCAAUCAAAAAAGGGUGAGGAAGUGUCUCGGUAGAGAUUGUCCAGGAAAUUGAAUAAUGUGCAUUCUCCCAUCGAUUGUUCUUUUGAUGAGAUAUUACAAGAGGAAUAUGCCAUAAACAAUAUUGAUUUCACACCUGCAGGAUGAUGGGGGCUUACCUUGUUAUAAUUAUUUCAGUUGAUAAAG
This is a messenger RNA of Lingula anatina, 2289 nucleotides long. RefSeq names its product MPN domain-containing protein. NCBI's taxonomy places the organism in Eukaryota, Metazoa, Brachiopoda, Lingulata, Lingulida, Lingulidae. Gene Ontology annotation, molecular function: protein binding; metallopeptidase activity. The record is from RefSeq and is a predicted model, not a curated record.